AAUCAGCGCGUGGGGCGCGCAGCGUGGGGGCUGCUGGCGCACGAGGCCGGCGUCCCGCUCGGUGCCGUUGAGGGUUCCCGCCACUGCUGCUGGCGGGUUUGCGGAACAAAAUUUCUCGCUGGCUGGCCUUCUUUUCCCUCCCGCACUUUGGUGGGGAGGGGGUGGACCCUCGCGUCCCCGCACAAGUUCACGAUGACCCAAGAGACCCCGAGGACUUGGUGGCGGCGGCCAUGUCCCCCGGCGCGUCGACGUGCUGGCCCCGUAGGAGAAGGAGUUCUGAGGCGGCGACCGCGACGCAGACAUCAAAUCAGACGCAAACAGAUUCAUUAUCUCCAUCCCCUAAUCCCGUGUCACCUGUGCCUCUGAGUAACCCAACAAGUGCCCCAAGAUAUGGAACAGUGAUCCCUAACCGAAUCUUUGUAGGAGGAAUUGACUUUAAGACAAAUGAAAAUGAUUUAAGAAAAUUUUUUUCCCAGUAUGGGUCUGUAAAAGAGGUGAAGAUUGUAAAUGACAGAGCUGGAGUAUCCAAAGGGUAUGGUUUCGUCACUUUUGAAACACAAGAAGAUGCUCAAAAAAUUUUACAAGAGGCUGAAAAACUUAACUAUAAGGAUAAGAAAUUGAACAUUGGCCCUGCAAUAAGAAAACAACAAGUAGGGAUCCCACGCUCCAGUAUAAUGCCAGCAGCUGGAACUAUGUAUCUAACAACUUCAACUGGAUAUCCUUACACUUAUCAUAAUGGUGUUGCUUAUUUCCAUACUCCGGAGGUAACUUCUGUCCCACCACCUUGGCCUUCACGUUCUAUAUCUAGUUCCCCUGUGAUGGUAGCUCAGCCAGUUUAUCAGCAACCUGCAUAUCACUACCAGACCCCUACUCAGUGUCUCCCAGGACAGUGGCAGUGGAGCGUUCCUCAGUCUCCUACCUCUUCUGCUCCAUUCUUAUAUCUGCAACCUUCUGAGGUUAUUUAUCAACCUGUGGAAAUUACACCGGAUGGUGGAUGUGUCCCUCCACCAUUGUCUCUGAUGGAAUCUUCAGUUCCAGAGCCAUAUUCUGAUCAUGGAGUUCAAGCAACCUAUCACCAGGUUUAUGCUCCAGGUGCCAUUGCUAUGCCUACGCCAAUGAUGCAACCUGAACCAAUUAAAACAGUGUGGAGCAUUCAUUAUUAAGACAAUUGGGCAGCUCUAGUCCAGCUCAACUGAUUUCUUGUCCAGUGAUACUUGUGUGACCAAGAUCCAGCUUCAACAAACGGGCUAGAAGCUGCCCAUUGUGAAAUUUAGGGUUAGUUAAUAACUUGCCUUACUUAUUUAUUUCACUAUAAGCUGUCUAAAUUUGAUGAAAUUUGCUUUUUCAGCUGUUCUACAGAAUUUUUUAGGUAGAUGUGGCAUGUUGGCUUUUUAUGUGUUAAUCCAACUGUAGUAACAUUUUCUACAUGUUUUAUCCAUUCCAUAAAUAAUAACCAUAUUGGGAAUA
Molecule: messenger RNA, 1467 nt
Organism: Erinaceus europaeus (western European hedgehog)
Lineage: Eukaryota; Metazoa; Chordata; Mammalia; Eulipotyphla; Erinaceidae
Gene: BOLL
Product: boule homolog, RNA binding protein
Exons: 11
Coding region: 231-1163 (310 amino acids)
Molecular function (GO): RNA binding; protein binding
Source: RefSeq, a predicted model, not a curated record